Molecule: messenger RNA, 2057 nt
Organism: Hyaena hyaena (striped hyena)
Lineage: Eukaryota; Metazoa; Chordata; Mammalia; Carnivora; Hyaenidae
Gene: HAL
Product: histidine ammonia-lyase
Exons: 20
Coding region: 52-2025 (657 amino acids)
Biological process (GO): L-histidine catabolic process
Cellular component (GO): cytoplasm
Molecular function (GO): histidine ammonia-lyase activity
Source: RefSeq, a predicted model, not a curated record
CUCCGCCAGGCUCCUGCCCGAGCCGAGGGGCAGGCAGAGUCGCGCGGAGUCAUGCCCAGGUACACGGUGCACGUGCGCGGGGAAUGGCUGGCCGUGCCCUGCCGGGACGCGCAGCUCACCGUGGGCUGGCUGGGCCGCGAGGCCGUCAGGAGGUACAUCAAGAACAAGCCGGACAACGGUGGCUUCGCCUCGGUGGACGACGUGCGCUUCCUCGUGCGCCGGUGCAAGGGCCUGGGCCUCCUGGACAGCGAGGACCCGCUUCAGGUGGCCCUGGAGGACAACGAGUUCGUGGAAGUGGUUAUAGAAGGGGAUGCCAUGUCUCCAGACUUCAUUCCAUCACAACCAGAAGGAGUUUACCUAUACAGCAAAUACCGGGAGCCUGAAAAGUACAUCGCCUUAGAUGGGGACAGCCUGACCACAGAGGAUCUGGUCAACUUGGGAAAAGGACACUACAAAAUAAAGCUCACCCCAGUUGCUGAAAAGAAGGUGCAAAAAUCCAGAGAGGUCAUAGAUAGCAUCAUAAAAGAAAAAACUGUUGUUUACGGUAUCACUACAGGUUUUGGGAAAUUUGCCAGAACUAUAAUUCCUGUCAAUAAGCUAGAAGAGCUCCAGGUCAACCUAGUACGUUCACAUUCUUCAGGUGUUGGGAAACCACUGAUCCCUGAGAGAUGUCGGAUGCUCCUGGCUUUAAGGAUCAAUGUCUUAGCCAAAGGAUACAGUGGCAUUUCCCUGGAGACCCUCAAGCAAGUUAUCGAAGUAUUUAAUGCCUCCUGCUUGCCCUACGUUCCAGAGAAAGGAACCGUUGGUGCCAGUGGAGACCUUGCGCCACUCUCUCAUCUUGCUCUUGGGCUAAUUGGAGAAGGGAAGAUGUGGUCUCCAAAGAGUGGCUGGGCUGAUGCUAAAUACGUCUUGGAAGCUCAUGGUUUGAAACCAGUUGUUUUGAAACCAAAAGAGGGUCUGGCACUCAUCAACGGGACACAGAUGAUCACCUCCCUUGGCUGUGAAGCUGUGGAGAGAGCCAGUGCUAUUGCACGUCAGGCUGACAUCGUGGCAGCCCUGACCCUUGAGGUGCUGAAGGGCACCACCAAAGCCUUCGAUACUGACAUUCAUGCUGUUCGCCCUCAUCGUGGACAAAUUGAAGUUGCUUUUCGGUUUCGGUCACUCUUGGACUCGGAUCACCACCCUUCUGAAAUAGCAGAAAGUCACAGGUUCUGUGAUCGUGUUCAAGAUGCGUACACCUUGCGCUGCUGUCCACAGGUCCAUGGUGUGGUAAAUGACACAAUAGCGUUUGUGAAGAACAUCAUUACCACAGAACUUAACAGUGCAACAGAUAAUCCUAUGGUAUUUGCCAGUAGGGGCGAGACUAUUUCUGGAGGAAACUUCCAUGGUGAAUACCCAGCCAAAGCCCUGGACUAUUUGGCCAUUGGAGUUCAUGAGCUUGCUGCUAUUAGUGAAAGAAGAAUCGAAAGGCUCUGUAACCCCUCCCUCAGCGAGCUGCCUGCCUUCCUGGUUGCUGAGGGGGGUCUGAACUCGGGAUUCAUGAUUGCACAUUGUACGGCCGCAGCCCUCGUUUCUGAGAACAAGGCUCUGUGCCACCCCUCGUCGGUGGACUCUCUCUCCACCAGCGCUGCCACAGAGGACCAUGUCUCCAUGGGAGGAUGGGCAGCAAGGAAGGCACUUCGGGUCAUCGAGCACGUGGAGCAAGUGCUGGCCAUCGAACUUCUGGCAGCCUGCCAGGGCAUAGAGUUUCUACGCCCCCUGAGAACAACCACUCCUCUGGAAAAAGUAUAUGACCUGGUGCGCUCUGUUGUAAGGCCCUGGAUAAAAGAUCGCUUCAUGGCCCCAGACAUCGAGGCAGCACACAGGCUGCUCCUGGAACAGAAGGUUUGGGAAGUAGCUGCACCAUACAUAGAAAAAUACAGAAUGGAGCAUAUUCCAGAAUCCAGACCAGUUUCUCCAACAGCCUUUUCACUGGAAUUUCUACAUAAGAAAUUUGUGAAAAUCCCAGAGUCUGGGGAUCUUUAAUGGGCUUUGUCAUGGAUUAGCAGAUCAGAUGA